This is a messenger RNA of Rhodofomes roseus, 4794 nucleotides long. RefSeq lists its product as uncharacterized. The record is from RefSeq and is a predicted model, not a curated record. Lineage: Eukaryota; Fungi; Basidiomycota; Agaricomycetes; Polyporales; Fomitopsidaceae. The transcript is spliced from 11 exons. Gene Ontology annotation, molecular function: protein kinase activity. The annotation marks the transcript as partial. Gene Ontology annotation, biological process: protein phosphorylation.
GAUGCUCGGGCCGACUAUGCUUCUACGGACGACGACUCGGAGAAGAAGGAGUUUCGAGCCUCGACACGCUGGGCCUGGAUUUCGCUGCUAGUGGAGAUCAAGACAGCUCUGGACAAGUGUGCCUUUACGUUUGACAACAAAGGCGGCUACAACUUGAAGAAGAGCGACAAGGCCAAGGGGGAGACAAACCCGCGACCGUUCAUUCGAUCGGGUACCGGGGCAAAUGAUUCACUUGGGCAGAUGGCGGAGUACGUCUCGAAGCUGUUCAGGCGACAACAUCGUCUGCACCUCUUCACGCUCUUCAUCUUCAAGGGACAGGCUCGUGUCAUUCGCUGGGACCGAGCCGGCGCGAUCAUCUCGACACCCAUCGAUUUCGAGAAGGAUCCAUCGCUGCUCCACCAAGUCCUUUGGCGAUAUGCCUGCAUGAAUGAAGUAGAGCGCGGCUUCGAUCCGACGGUGGUCAGGGCGACGGUCGAGGAAAUAGAAGCCAUGAGGACUUGCCCGGCGCCGAACGGAUGGGCUGACAAGUGCCGUCAAGAUGCUCUGGGCCAACCAGGAUGGCCGGUCUACAAGAUCAUGAUGCGACCCGACGAUCUCAUCAACCAACAGGGCAUCCAACCACUCACAAAGUUCAUGAAACCGGAUCCGGUCGACUCAAUUGCGCCCGGCGGCGAGGUAUCAUAUAUUAUUGGUAAACGAUACUUCGCCACUAACUCACCAAGCGGGCGGGGAACAAGGGGCUACAUUGCCUACGACGUAUCUCGCAAUCGUUUGGUUUUCCUCAAAGACUAUUGGCGAUCUCGGCUUGACAGCUCGAUUCCCGAAGGCGAGGCGCUGAAGCGCUUGCGGGCCAGCGGCGUGCGCAAUGUGCCAACUCCUCUGGCUGCUGGUGUCGUUCGGGACGAUGCGGGUGUCACGCAGAAGACGUGCACGCAGGAAUGGCUGAGGGAUGAGAGGACCAAGUGUUACUCGCCGAUCCAAGAACACUAUCGUCUCGUCGUGAAGGAAAUUGGCGAGCCACUCACCGAGGAGGUAAAAUCUGUCUGGGAGCUUGUCAAAGUGAUAUGUGAUGCGCUGUAUGUGCACAGACAAGCUUGGGAGGUGGAGAAAAUUCUCCAUCGAGACAUAAGCUCAAUGAACAUUCUCGUAUACCGGUACAUCGACCACAAGGGUCAACCGCGAGUUGUAGGGCUCUUAAUCGAUUGGGAUCUAUGCAAACUCACGGAGUAUCUUGGGAUCGCGUCGCGUCCUGCUCGCUCAGGAACGUGGCAAUCCAUGUCUGCCAGGCUUCUACAGAGACCCGGAAAGAAACACGAGGUCGCAGACGACAUUGAAUCCUUCAUUCACGUCUUUAACUGGACAUGCCUCCGCUUUGUCGAACAUAAUCUCACUGGGAAACCCCGCCUUCUCCAAAUGCACGUUGUGCAUAUGUACGAAGAGCAAGACAUCAUGGUGGACGGCGAAAAGAACGAAGAGGAGGUCGGGGGCGAAGCGAAAGGGAUUCAAAUGCUCAGUGGCAGGCCGGCGGUCAAACUCACAAAGCCGAGAACUCCACUAGGGAAACUCCUGAAGGAGCUUGCUUCGAUUUGUCGUCAGCACUACUUAGCCGUCGAGCCCGAGUCCGAACUGGUGUCGCAGGCUGUCCCUUUGGAUAGUGGGCCAGAUGAAGACGAAUCGCUGGAUGAGAUGGAGCUCUUCGAGGACCCCCUGGAGAGCGACUCCGAGGAAGAGCGCCCGGAGACGCCUUCAGACACGGCUUCCGAGACGCUUUCCAAACACAAGAAGGUCUACAACGCUUUCCGCCGUGCACUCGACAAGCCGAAGGUCGAGUGGAAUUCGGUCGCUGCCACCCCGGAUCAAUUCAACGACCCCGUGUUCAAGAACUCCAUCGUGUUCCAGCGCCGUACUGAGCGUUCAAGCCAGCGGUCGUCGGGGUCAAAGCGACGGCUGGAUGGAGAAUCAGCAGAUAUGACGAAGCUUGGCCCAUCGAAGCGCAUGCGGAGCGCGACUGUGACGGGCCUUGAGUCACUGGAGGAAGAAGGAUUUGUGGCCCCACACGACGAAGCACAGGAGCAAACCAGUAGCAUCGGGCCAGUAAUCCUCGAUGAGCGUGAGACACAUUGUUCACUUCAACGCAAACACGAGGAUACCUACAAAUUAGGCAAGAUAUCCAUCUCCAUGAGCAAGGACAAUGCUAACCCUAGGAAAUCACGAAGCGAACAUUCUCCGUUAAACAUCACGCAGACGGCGCUCCUCUCUCGUAAGUGUCCUACGGAGUGCUCGACUGCCUAUGUGCUAACUGUGAGUGCAGUGAAGACGCCAGUCGCUCGCAGACUACAGCGUCCCCUCCGUGCUACGACGCCGCCUAACACCCAACCACCUGACCGAACGAAGAUAGAGAGUACGCCCGUACACGCGUCGAGCUCCAACAAGACCCACACAGCCAAGGCCGUAUACGGGAAGAAUAGUUUGGCGAUUCAUCGCCCGCAGUACGCCAAAGGGAUGCACCCUAAAAUUAGCGAGAUGGACUUUGAUGGCUUUCUUGAGCGGUUCAUGCCGGGUCCGGAUAUGCCAGCUGAGCUGGCGACCAAGAUCCCUGUCAUGGACAAUACGGUCUUACUGGGGACGAAAGAGACCAUUAUCUGUGAUGAACUAUGCAAGGUUGCACAACCAAUCCUCGAUCACUGCCCUAGUGGAGACAAGCUGGUGGCAAAGAACACGAGCCACAAUCCUGACAACAGCGAUACAGGAGACUAUGGCGAGAAGUUGAAGGUCGACGUUGCAUUCUACCCCGUCGACGACGACGCUCAGCGUGACUACACCCGCCCUAAGUUGACAACCCCGCGUGCGGCCACUCGCUGGGCAUGGAUCUCAUUGCUCGUAGAGAUCAAGACAGCGCACAACAACUGCGCAUUGUGGUUCGAGGACAAGAAACCUUUCAUUCGUACUGGCGACUCGGGGGGCAACGCACUCGGGCAAGUCGGGGAGUACGUCGCGAAGCUGUUCAGGCGGCAACACCGGCUGCACGUCUUCACGCUCUACGUCUUCAAGGGCCAGGCCCGUGUCAUUCGCUCUGACCGCGCCGGUUUCAUCGUGUCGACGGCUAUCGACUUCGAGAAGGAUCCAUCGUUGCUGCACAAGAUUAUAUGGCGAUAUGCCUGCCUGACGCAAGCCCAGCGCGGGUACGACCCGUCGGUGGUGCGAGCGACGCAGGAGGAGAUCAACGCCAUGAGAUCGUGUCCAACUAGCAACGACGCGGUCAAGACCUACCGCAGUGCCGCACUGGAUAAGCCUGGCUGGCUGGUGUACAAGAUCAAGAUGCGGCGCAAGGACUUGAUCGACCAGCAGGAGAUGCAACCGAUCGCUGAUGAUUUCUACGAACCCGACGAACCGAACGCGCCGAACGAUGCUGCGGCGACUUCGAAUGAGUUAUGCUUCAUCGUCGGCAGGCACCUCUCUGCCACGGAUUCCCCGACUGGGCGAGGUAUGAGAGGCUACGUCGCCUAUGACGUGUCGCAUCGACGGCUGGUUUUCCUGAAGGACUAUUGGCGACCGCGCAUCGAGAGCUCGCCGUACGAAGGGAAGGUGUUGCAUUCGCUGAGAAAAGGCGGGGUGCGAUACGUCCCAACGCCUCUGGCUGCUGGGCUCGUGCAGGAUGAGUUGGGCACCGGCGUCCAGGAGACAUGUACGCAGGCGUUCUUGCCGAAGGAUGAGAGGACGGGGUGUUCUUCGCCCAUACAAGAGCACUACCGUCUCGUCAUCAAGGAGAUCGGUGAACCGCUUGACAAUCACGAGACUCCCGAGCAGCUCGUCAAAGUGAUGUGGUAUGCGCUGUGGGCGCACCGACAGGCGUGGCUAGUUGAGAAGCUUCUUCAUCGCGAUAUUAGCGCAGGAAACAUCCUCAUUUUCCGCUACAUCGAUAAGAAUGGGAAGGUACAGGUCAUAGGCCUCCUCAUUGAUUGGGAUUUGUGCAAGUACCAGAAGUACCUCGAAACAGUAUUACGGCCAGCUCGUUCGGGUACGUGGCAGUUCAUGUCUGCCAGACAGCUGAGAAACCCCGGGAAGAGACAUGAGGUCGCGGAUGAUCUGGAAGCCUUUAUCCAUGUCCUGACCUGGAUGUGCUACCGCUUCAUCCAGCACAGCCUGACCGACGAACCCGAUGCGUUCAAGAUGGAAAUACUCCAUUGGUAUGAGGCGUACGGGGCAAAGGAGGGUGACGCAAACGGACAAGCCAUUGGUGGCCAGCGAAAGGAAGUGGGUAUGCUCAGCGGGAUGCCAGCCGUUCGAGUCGACCCAUACACCCCACUAGGCGAGCUUCUCAAGACCCUCGCCCUUCUUUGUCAACAACACUACCACGUGUUCGAGCCCAAGAUCGCAUCUACGUCCGCGCCGACAGGACAUCUGCUGGUUCACGAUAAAUCGGCGGAGCUCAAGGACCCGUUCAACGAUGAUGAGCCAAGCAACCGGGUGCCGGCAGCGCCUGUAGUCGAGGCCUUCGAAACGCUUUCGCAGCACGCGCCGGUGUUCAAGGCUUUCAAGAACGCUCUCCUAAAGCCAGCGGACCAGUGGGCGAAGGUCGUCCACACGGCAGAUCAGUUCGAGAAGGAGGUGUUCAAGAAUUCCGCCGUUAAUCAGCGCAGCGCAGCGCGGUCCAGCAAGCGGUCAUCGGGCUCGAAGCGGUCUCUCGAGGGAGAAUCGGUGGACUCGGAGCGGCCUGGGCCCGCCAAACGAGCGAGGAGUACGACCACGGAACUUCAGUCGUUGCAGGAAGAACGGGAGGGAGAGGAGUUGUGA